Molecule: messenger RNA, 567 nt
Organism: Talaromyces marneffei
Lineage: Eukaryota; Fungi; Ascomycota; Eurotiomycetes; Eurotiales; Trichocomaceae
Exons: 6
Coding region: 1-567 (188 amino acids)
Molecular function (GO): fatty acyl-CoA hydrolase activity
Source: RefSeq, a predicted model, not a curated record
AUGGCUACCAAGGAUGGACGUCAACCUUUCACCAAACAGGAUGCCACGGAGGCAGUAGAGAGCUUCAUGGAAUUAUAUAAACAAUUGGUUCUCGAAAAGAACUUCAAAGGCUACGACACAAAACUCCUAACCCAAGACCUCCGAUUUAUCGAUGCCGAUCCCUCUGGCUCAUGUGUCUGGGAAAUGACGGUCGACGAGACAUGGUGUAAUAUGAAUGGCGUCCUUCAUGGAGGAGCUUAUGGCGUUAUAUUUGAUAUGUGCACUGCGAUUACCAUGCAGACUAUUUCCCGGCCAGGAUAUUGGGAAUUCCUGGCAGGCGUUACACGAACAUUAAACAUCUCAUACCUCAAAGCUAUUCCAUUGGGAACGGCGAUACGAAUAAACUGCCAAGUGGAGCAACACGGCAAAACCAUGGCCCUGAUCAGUGCAUAUAUCGAAUCUCCGGACGGGAAGACCAAAUAUGCCACUGCUGAGCAUCACAAGGUUCAUGUUCCUGCGAUCAAGGAGUUUGCGUUAAGGUUGGAGGCUCUCAAGGUUGCGAGGAGAAGGGAGAGGCAGAAGUUGUAA